CAACCACAACAGCAGCAGCAAGAAUCCCCAAUACAGCCGCAAGCCAUGACGGAGUUUCCGCAGCAGUCGGCGGUGUGUGGCCAGCAGGAGGCGCCGGUGGAGAUUAACGAGCCGUCGUCGGCGGAGACGGUGCUCGCUGGGGAGGAGUCGUGCAGCAGCCUCCUGUCAUCGUCGCAGCAGUUCAGCGAUCAGGGAGAUGAACUCAAACCCGAAAACCCUCAGAAGUGCACGCUAUGCAACUGCGGGGAGCGCAGCCUGCUGGGACAGGGCGACCUGACCCGCUACGAUCCCAGCUUCGGCUUCAACGUGCUGAAGCGCGCGCAGAGCCGCAGCCGCCGCGGCUCGUCCGAGAGCGAGAAGGACAUCAUCAACGAACGAGGUCCGAAGCAUCUGACGUGGCGGCGGCAACGCGGCCCCAUAAAGCCCGGCAGGGAUAAGAUGAAAUCUCCGCGCCGUCCAAACCCUCACUCCAUGCAGGACGACAAGGGCCAGCCCAUCGCGAUCGUCGACGAGCUCAGUAAUAUCGGCUUUCCCAUGGACACCGACGUGGAGCAACUGUUUGAGACCUCAGGUCACAACUGGGCGCAUCAUUGUUGUGCGGCGUGGUCGGAGGGCGUCUGCCAGAAUGAGGACUACACGCUCGUUAACGUUGACAAGGCCGUGUUUAAUGGGAUGAACCAGAAAUGCAGCUACUGUCAACGCUACGGCGCGACCAUCUUCUGUCGGAUACCUAAGUGCGGCAAGCUGUACCACUACCCGUGUGCUGCCAGCGCUGGCACGUUCCAGGACAUCAAGAGCAUGUCGCUGCUCUGCCCGGACCAUCUCAACCAAGCAGAGGAGAUAGCCGGCCCCGAGUCACUGUGUGUCGUCUGCGACACGGCCGGGGAAAUAUCCGAGCAACUCUUCUGCACCAGCUGUGGGCAGCAUUACCACGGCAACUGCCUCGAUCCGCCGGUACUAGUCAACUCUAAAGUGAGGGCGGGUUGGCAGUGCCCCGACUGUAAGAUCUGCCAGACUUGUCGACAGCCAGGCGACGACAGUAAGAUGUUGGUGUGCGAUAAAUGUGAUAAGGGUUAUCACACGUUCUGUCUGCGACCGGUUAUGACGACCAUCCCAAAGAACGGAUGGAAGUGCAAGAAUUGCCGCGUCUGCGGAGACUGCGGCUCGCGGACUCCCGGCAGCGGCCCGAGUUCGCGCUGGCACCUCAACUACUCCGUAUGUGAUAGCUGCUACCAGCAGCGCAACAAGGGACUCUUCUGCCCUCUGUGUGGCAAGGCGUAUCGACACUUCACGCAGAAGGCUAUGGUGCAAUGCACGCUUUGUAAAAAGCAUAUUCACAGCGAGUGUGAUCCAGCGCUGGACACAUGGCAGCAGCAGAAAGAGGGGGAGAUGGGAGGUAGUGUUGGAGUGGGAGGAGAAAAGUACAUCUGCCCCGUAUGCAAAGAUCGAGACCCCAACGAAGUGUUUGAAGUACCGGAGCUCGCGCUAUCACAAGGGAGCUCCGAGCUGUUCCUGGGAGGCGAAGCCAAGCAGCAGAGCAUUGACGACUUCAGCUUCUUCAAGAUGGACACAAAGCAAGAGCGUCCGGAGUCGGUUGACAGUAAGAUGGAGCUGGGUGACGAGGCGUUGACAAGCUCACAGGAGGAGUCCUGCAUGUCCCUCGGUGACAACUCCGUCUCCAGCAUGGACAUCGACCUGAACGUGUUCGAGAAGGAGGCGCAGGAAUUGGCGAAGCAGGCAGCAGUGGCCGAGGCGCCGUCAGGAGAAUCAAAAGGCAAGCCGAUGCACGGCAUGGGCAAGCCACAGAUCAUUGCUCGCAAGAAGCAGGGUGUCGGGCGGCCACCAAAGGGCAGCUCCAAACUCGUGAAGAGACACAGGAAGGCGAUGCCGGGAGAGAGGAAGAGAGGCCCGAAACCCAAGUUCAAAACCGGCCACAUUAUCGCCACAAACACACAGUUUGCUUCGCAGAUCGGAGCGACACCUGGUGAGAAGGUGAACCUGAAGUCUUUGAACAGGCAGCAGCAGGACGAUGAUGACGACAAUCCUCACUCCACACCUGUGCUGUGUGCAGCCAACGACCUAUUCGUGCUUUCUCAGGACAUGUGUUACAGCUGCGGGAGCUUGGGGCGCGGGGAGGAAGGCAGACUCGUCUCCUGCUCACAGUGUGGCCAGUGCUAUCAUCCCUACUGCGCAGGCAUCAAGAUUACGAAAGUGAUACUGAACAAGGGCUGGCGCUGCCUUGACUGCACGGUGUGUGAGGGCUGUGGUCAGCCACACGACGAGGGUCGGCUGCUACUGUGUGACGACUGUGACGUCAGCUACCACACCUACUGUCUCGACCCGCCACUCGACAACGUGCCCGCCGGGACGUGGAAGUGCAAAUGGUGCGUCGAUGUGUCAGCAGUGUGGAGCGACCGAGUCCCAGGACGCCUGGAGUCAGCGUGGCAGGAGAACUACACUCGCUGCGCUCCCUGCUCCAGUCUAGCAAGCUGCUGGGUGUGCGAGGAGAACUACAUAGAGAACGACCUCGUCAUACAGUGCACAAACUGUGACAGGUGGCUACACACGAGCUGCGACGGCAUGCACAAUGAGGAUGACGUGGAGCGUGCGGCGGACUGGGGCUACCACUGCCUCGUCUGUCGCCAGUCCACGCACCGUAGCAAGUACCCGCCGCCGCCCCCCAAGCCUCCCAAACCACCGAAGGAACCGAUGCUACCAGAGAAAGAACCCGCUGAUAACGCAGAGGCUGCUUCUGUGACUAUGCCGAUGGUGCCCUUAUUUAGUGACAUAG
Molecule: messenger RNA, 2791 nt
Organism: Priapulus caudatus
Lineage: Eukaryota; Metazoa; Priapulida; Priapulimorpha; Priapulimorphida; Priapulidae
Product: histone-lysine N-methyltransferase 2C-like
Exons: 20
Biological process (GO): positive regulation of transcription by RNA polymerase II
Cellular component (GO): MLL3/4 complex
Molecular function (GO): histone binding; histone H3K4 methyltransferase activity; transcription coactivator activity
Source: RefSeq, a predicted model, not a curated record